Molecule: messenger RNA, 450 nt
Organism: Yamadazyma jaroonii
Lineage: Eukaryota; Fungi; Ascomycota; Pichiomycetes; Serinales; Debaryomycetaceae
Source: the annotation of a GenBank genome assembly
AUGAGAGUAUUCACCAGAAACUUAACCAAGUUAACCAACCAAAUAUUCUUACAUCCUUCAAACAAAGUCACUUUUACCAAAAGUGAAAAUGGGUUGUUACUUGGUAAAUUCACAGGUUCUCCAAGUAAAGAAAAUUUUCAGCCAGAUAAUAAUCUCCUUCCCACUUUAAAUGAAUUAUUCAAGAAGAAAGUAUGCGAUGAUUUUUCAUUCAUCAUGGAAGCAGGUGUUAGUGCCAAUUCAUUCAUGCCCAUAUAUGAUUUCAGAGAUGUCCCAAGAUAUGGAAGACAGCCUGAAAUUGGAAACGUGUUUGGAUAUGUUCAAGUUGAUGAAAAUGGUAAGAUGAUACCUGAAACUUUCGACGCUAAUAAUUUCUAUCAAGUAUAUAAUCACCACGGGUUACCCGUAUUAAGUGAUUACAUCUAUGAAGAAGUUGAAAAAUUGCAACAAUAA